UUCAUUUCGCGCGCCCUCCAACGGUUGUGUUGGUUUGUUGACAAGCUCUAAUACCUUGAUGAGCAAACUAGUUUGCUUACAUGAACUAACUGAUCAAUGUUUGUAAAGUAACGUGAUACUAUAGAAAGGUAGUAAGCUACUUUAGUUAGUUCACCACUUCAAUGUGCAGGAGAGAGAAGAUAGCUAAGUGCUGCAAUUAGCUAGCUACCUGAACUUGAUGUGCUAGCUAGCUACUAGUAACGUUAGCAGAGUAGCUAGAUAGCUCGGUAGCUUUGAUAUUUGACCCAUUCUGCGUGUUUAUCUAUCGUAACACACACCACAUGCUCUUUGUCACAGCUAUGGAGAAAACCCAAGCGAGGGAUCUCAGCCUAAAACCGAUCGUGAUUGCAGGCCCUGUGAUCAGGGACAAGAAGUUUCUGCAAUGGUUGGGCAAGGUCCUAGAGCUCAGCUGGCUGCGGAACAAGGACAUAGAGGAGCGCAAGGGACUGUUGGGAGAGUUGCUUCCCUCCUUCGCUAACGGAGCUGUCGAGAGCAACGACUUCCUCUCCCUCCAGGAGAUCCUAGAAAAUAUGGAUGUGAACUGUGGGGACUAUGACGGCACCAAACCACUGCUGAAGGCCUGUGAGAUCGGUAACCUGGACAUGGUCAAGUACCUGCUGGCCAAAGGAGCCUCCCAGCAUUUGAAAGACCGCUUCGGAAACACACCCCUACGCCUGGCCAUUAUCAACAGGCAUUAUGACGUCAUCAAGUUCCUGAGGAUGACAGAGGCGUCACUGGCUAUGCCCGCAGUGAGGAUCAGCGUGGAGCUGCUGCAGGCGGUGGCCAAGAAAGACUACCAGCUGCUUCAUGCCUGGGCGCUGUCUGGAGUCGACAUGGACUCUAAGGACUACAAUGGACGCACGGCCAUGCACCUGGCUGUCAAGAUGAGGGACACAGUCAUGGUCCGCAGGCUGCUGGAGUAUGGGGCAACCCCGCUGGAGAUAGAUAUCUGGGGCCAGACUCCGGUGGACGAGGCCCGUAAAGGCAACAUGUUGAGGAUCAUGCUGGCGUUCCACCCCCUCUUCACUGAGCAGCUCACCACCAAGCUGGCCUACCUGACCUGCAAGGCCCAAGCCCAGAUGAACAAGUAAUGGAAGAAGACCCUGAAAUGUGUCCCACUCUAUUACCUAUAUAGUGCACUACUUUUGACCAGGACCAUAGGGAAUAAAAUAAACACCGGGGCCCAUGAUAACACUUUAAGAAAUAAACUUUAAUUUUGCUUA
This is a messenger RNA of Oncorhynchus mykiss (rainbow trout), 1262 nucleotides long. Its product is annotated as L-asparaginase. NCBI's taxonomy places the organism in Eukaryota, Metazoa, Chordata, Actinopteri, Salmoniformes, Salmonidae. Gene Ontology annotation, biological process: protein K6-linked ubiquitination. Gene Ontology annotation, molecular function: ubiquitin-protein transferase activity; protein binding. Gene Ontology annotation, cellular component: BRCA1-A complex; BRCA1-BARD1 complex. The record is from RefSeq and is a predicted model, not a curated record.